Messenger RNA from Ixodes scapularis (black-legged tick), 980 nucleotides. RefSeq names its product 3-oxoacyl-[acyl-carrier-protein] reductase FabG-like. NCBI's taxonomy places the organism in Eukaryota, Metazoa, Arthropoda, Arachnida, Ixodida, Ixodidae. Gene Ontology annotation, molecular function: oxidoreductase activity. The record is from RefSeq and is a predicted model, not a curated record. The transcript is spliced from 3 exons. Bases 25 to 963 code for a protein of 312 amino acids.
UCAGAGACCUUCUGCAUUCUCACCAUGUUAAAGAUUCGCCAAUAUGUUUUCUCGGUUGUCCUUUGCUGCAUAAUUACGGGACGUGCGUCGAAUGCUGAUGAUUCUGCUGGUUCACCUCCGUUGGAGUCACACCCGAAAAGUGAAAAUGAAAAAAGUCAGACAAGCAAAAAGUCAGAAUACGAUCCUGGAACCUCCUCCCUGGAACUGCAAGGUCGGCUGGCACUUGUGACUGGGGGAGCUAGCGGCAUUGGCCGUAGCGUCGCCAUGGUCCUCGCACGUGAGAACGUCACCGUCAUUGUAGCUGACAUCAAUCAGACCGGAGGAGAGCAAACGAUCAAAUAUCUCAACCUGUUAAGCAGCCACCUCAAGCACAAGGCGAUCUACGUGGAUGUUCGAAAUUCAACUUCGGUAGAAUUUCUCAUCAAAUGCAUAGAGCUCGAGUACAGCAAUAUGACCAUCAGCAUUGUAGUGAACAGCGCUGGCAUUUUGCAUGAGAUUACACCAGUCGUCACUCUAGCUGACAAAACAUUCAAUGACAUCAUCAGCACCAAUCUUAAGGGUACUUUUCUGGUUACCAAAGAAGCGGUGAAGCACAUGCUAGAUCGGAACGUCACCGGAGCAGCUAUCGUGAACAUUGCGAGCAUACUCGGCAAGGGUGGCUUUCCAGGACUCUCCGCCUACACAGCCUCCAAGGGUGGUGUCGUUGCGUUCACCAAGGCCGUCGCCGUUGAACUGGCUACAAGGGGUAUCCGGGUUAAUGCGAUUCUGCCCGGCCUUACCAACACUCCCAUGAUUCGAAAGUACGGAAACGAUACUAUAAGAGAGAGGCUAGCGAUGAGGAUUCCCCUGCAGCGUAUUGCGGAGCCACUCGAAAUCUCGGAAACAAUUGCGUUCAUGUGCAGCCUGAAAGCAUCCUACAUGACUGGAUCUACAGUUGAUGUUGCGGGAGGAAGCAUGCUAUGAUUCAUUAUUGCGACAAA